Molecule: messenger RNA, 699 nt
Organism: Eutrema salsugineum
Lineage: Eukaryota; Viridiplantae; Streptophyta; Magnoliopsida; Brassicales; Brassicaceae
Product: DPH4 homolog
Exons: 1
Coding region: 95-634 (179 amino acids)
Biological process (GO): tRNA wobble uridine modification; protein histidyl modification to diphthamide
Cellular component (GO): cytosol; nucleus
Molecular function (GO): metal ion binding
Source: RefSeq, a predicted model, not a curated record
UUAACCUUCUAUCGCCGUCGCCGUCGCCGGAGAAUCUCAAUCCCAUUCCAAUCGCCGUCCGUCUCCACCGUUGCAGAAGGGGAUUUAAACAAUCAUGCUUCUCGGUGAAAACUCUGUCCACGAGACGUACUACGAGAUUCUCUCCGUGAAAGAGGAUGCGAGCUAUGAAGAAAUCCGAAAUCGCUACCGUUCCGCUCUCCUUCGCUCUCAUCCUGAUAAAAUCAACACUUCUCGUUGUAGCUCAGACGAAAAGUUUCUGAAGAUCCAAAAGGCGUGGGAGGUUUUAAGCGACGCCGAGCUACGUGUGGUUUACGACAAUGACCUUCGAUCUUCGAGACAGGACGGGAUCACUGCUGAUGAGAUUAGCGUAGAGGAUAUGUCAGUUGAGAUCGCUGGAGAAGGUGAAGUUAUGGAGAUUUUUUAUCAGUGUAGGUGUGGUGAUUACUUCUCUGUUGAUUCCUCUGAGCUAGAGACUAUGGGUUUUGCAUUCUUAAGAGAUGGAGAUUGUGUUAAAGUUAGGAGAUUAGGUGCUUUUGUUGCGUCUGUUGUUCUUCCUUGUGGAUCUUGCUCUUUGAAAACCCGAGUUUGGGUUGAUUCGGAUAUGAAGAUUCCUCUCCAAGAUGAUCAAUUGUGAGCAAUGUGGUGAUCUGGGUUUAGGGUGAAAUACGUAUAUUCUGGGUUUGAGGAUUCUCUCGUCAA